Messenger RNA from Prorocentrum cordatum, 782 nucleotides. The record is from the annotation of a GenBank genome assembly. Lineage: Eukaryota; Dinophyceae; Prorocentrales; Prorocentraceae.
GAGCAAUUCGGUGACUACGUCGACAUGCUGGAUAGUGGCAUGGCAGGCGGGGUGCCCAAUCGUUUGUCCGGCGACAAAGUGCUCCGCUACGCCUUCCGCGCUGCCGGCAUCACUCCGGGAAGUGGCUUGCGUCGGCGCGCGGAGGCUGAGCUGGCCGCUCUGGCUGCUCGGCCUCCUGGUGGUGACGACGGUGAUGCUGCUCCUCUCCCGCCCCUGCCUGGGCCGCCCGCUGGUUCGACAGCUGCCGGCGUCGACGACGACCCUGAGCUCUCUGCUGCUGGCACGUCGGCUGGGCAGUGCCUUGUGGUGGGCUCGCGCCGGUUUGCUGGCGAGAACGUGGGGCCCUUCCGCCGCGGCGAGUCCGCCGUGGGCGAGCGCUCGGACGUCGCCUUCGGGGGCGGAGGUCAGGCCUUGCUGCAGCGCAGCGGGGAGGACAUCCGCACGCUGCCCGUGGCGCACAACCCUCGCGGCGAUCGCACUCGCAGCUUCGGUGGCGCUCGGAGCCUGCUGCGCGAGGGGCCGCUGGAUGACGCCUGGCCCGUGGAUGGGCCUCGUACGGUGCACUGGCUCGUGGAGGCCUUCGCCAGCAGCGGGGAGGCGCCCGUGCCCCACCACCAUUGGUGGCGACAGGCUCUCGGGGCCACCUUGUCGGUCCCCGGCGUCGACGAGCGCCUUUUCCUCUCGGAGACCUUGCAGCAGGGGCUACAGUGCGACCAGCUUAACAUCUGCAACCUCGCUUGCUUCGAGGGGGUGGCCCGCCGCUGCCAGCUCUGGGGGGAGAG